GCGAUAACAACAUUCCGGAAAAGGAUCCGCCCUCCCCUGGAAACGGCUGCAACCUGGCUCAAGCCGCCGCCAUUUCUUCGACGGAUUCUUCUUCUAUUUCUGGCACACUCGCCGCGAUGUGGACCACAUCUCGCCUGAGCCCUUUCGCGCUGCUCUUCGCUGCAGCCCUCGCGUCUACGCCGACGGAGGACGCGGACGAGGCGAGCUGCCUGGCGCUGCGCAGCAGCGCUGCGAGCAGACCGGAUCGCAGCAGCCCCGCGAGCAGGCUGGAAGCCAUGCGGGCUUUCGAGGCGUCCGUGGACAAGGUGAUCCAGGAGGCCUUCGCAAACGUCACUGGCCUCGGCUCGCAGCUGGCGCGUCCUGUGUUUGCGGACCCGUCGUGGAUUGUAUGCGCCAGCACGAACUGGGACGAUGUCAAGUCCAACGGGUCAGGAGCUGAUGAGAUGAACGAACUGCUGAACAUCUUAGCCUGCAACGCAGAGUACGCCGACGAUCCCACUUGCCACGCACUCGUCGCCAUCUACAAGGCCUCGGUUACGCUCACAGACACGUUUCCAGAGGGGCCCAAAUUCGCCAACUACCUCGUGUCCAAUUGGGGCGACUACCCGUCCUGGGAGGAGGGGGCCGUGACGAACGUCGUUCAAGAGAGCAUGCCUCCGUCGGCUAAGAUCAUCAGGGGGAACGGCUUGGUCAUGUAUGGAGUUUGCGAGGCCGUCCGCUCCGUACUUCUGGAAGUCCGAACCAGGUGGCCACUGGCACUUGUGGCUGGAUCUUCUCCCUGGGCACGCUCGCCGUUAAAGCGCCUGCGAAGGCGCUCAAGAUGGCGCUGCAGCUCACCUGGACUGGCAGAGCCACGCACCAGCUGAGCUUUCCUUGCGACUACGUCCUCAGCGACCAGUUCCCUGGUCUGGUUCCAUACCAAGGCGUUAGCGGAGUGUGGCGUCCGAAGCAGGCGGUCGAUUUCGACCUGAACUACUCCAGCACUUGUGGGGGCAACCCCGCAGAUUGUCUAGCAGCGUAUGGCAACCCUUUGAACCCCUUCGGAUUGGCGGGGAUGUGGAUCCAGUCGUUGAUCAGUGGGUACCUCCAGGAUUCCCUUGAACAGGAUUGCACCAACUCUUUGCCAGGGAUGUUCUACCCCGGCGAGAGUCCUGAGGAGCAUGCCCUCGUGAGUGCUCCCCAGAGCCAAAUGGAUCCCGAGACCAUGUGGAUGUGCAAUGCUGUUAUCGACCCUGUUGGCAAGGGUUGCACCCAACUCUUCAACCCGCAGGCGGCUUGUGCGAGUGUCGACGACGAUACCUGCAGGGACCUUGCGAUCCGCAACCCGAAGAUCCAUCCCGAAGACCCAAUGUCCCAGCAGGCACAGGUUACCCAAGCAAUAUUGAACAUCCCAUCGUUCACAGAGGAUAUGCUCUAUGAUGCUUGCGCCUCCGAGGUUGCAUUGUUGGGCAUCGACGCGGGGUCAAUUAAUGGUGGAAGCCCCGGAGGCAGGUGCGACCACGAAGUGGCUCUCGUAGCUUGCGACCAUGACGCAGACAACUACACAAUCUGGACCUGGGGGAUGAGGAAGUACCUGACGAGGGCAGACAUCUUCGAGCCUCGUUAUUCAUUGCAGGAUGCCGCCCAGAAGCUAGGGCUGUCCGAGGAAGGCCUGGCGAACUACACGAGCAACGCCAGCGUUUUCGGCGGCAUGUUUUGCACGGCGAUCCUCUCGGACGAUAUCACGUUCGCGACGCUGUGAGGCAGGCGUCGCCGCGGCAUGGGUCCGCAAUUUUUGGAGCCCUGGCGGCCAUGUCCUUAGCUGCCCUUUCUCAGUGCUUCUUAGAAGAGGACAAGGCACCCUUGCCGCUGCCCUUCUCUCGUUUUUUCGCCUCUUCUCGCGGCACUGCAACUCCGCUUCUUGCUCAUCAUCGCAAUUUGCUGUAACGAGUAGGCGCGUAGCUUUGCUGCACAAGGGCGGGCCUCCCAAGUGAGCCGCUCCUCCUUCCGCGCGAAGACCUGGUCAGCUCCCCGCCAGGCGUUUUGUCGCAAUCGGGGAAGCAUGUGAGACCUUCUGAGAGUUAUCGGUGAAACUCUCACCAGUUUUGAAGCCCUGGUCAGCUCCCCGCCAUGCGUUUUUUCCGCAAUCGGGGAAGCAUGCGAGACCUUCAGAGACUGAACUGGAUUGGAAAAGGCCGCGCCUAGACGGCGCAUCGGCAAAAACAAC
Messenger RNA from Prorocentrum cordatum, 2206 nucleotides. The record is from the annotation of a GenBank genome assembly. NCBI's taxonomy places the organism in Eukaryota, Dinophyceae, Prorocentrales, Prorocentraceae.